AUGGGCAUGAGCAAGGUGAUGAAUCUCGACAAGAACGGCUGGAUUACCAAGUACGGCCUUUUUACGGAGUUUGCCUGGAAAAAGAAAACGCUCACCUUUGACGAGAGCUACGUCAUUGGCUACGAUCCUCGGGGCUCGCUGCCGCUGGAGACAAAGUGGACGACCAUCAACUUGCCCAUCUUUCUGGCCGUCUACUCCACCAAGAGCAUCAUGGAGACCUUCUACAUGCGCUUCUUCGGCCCCCUCGUCUACAAUGCCAUCGUCAAGGCGCUGCAGAUGUCCGGCGAGGAGCUGAUCACCGAGAUGACCGGCUACCAGAUUAUGAUCAGCUACGAGCUGAAGAUCCUCAAGUACCUCGAUAUGGCCCUCCUUAGUCCGCUGCGAAGCCUCGGCAUGCCCAUUCCCCAGGAGCUCGGAAUGUGGGGCUUCGUGCUGCGAAACAACUCCUUCGGCGUGACGACCACGCCCAACGGUGGGUGGAUCGGCCCCUUCGAGCAGUGGCACACCACGGAGGACGGGCACAUGCAGGGCGAUAUCUACAGUGCGCUGCACUUUCGAAGCUACCCCUUGAAGGAGCCGCCCUGUGAUGUGAUGGAAGGGGGCGAGGGCUACUUUAUGAAGCGACCAUUCCGAGAUGAUAAGCUCACUUUCACCAUCUUCUUCGUCUGUCGACCACUGGUGAUUAAGCGAGAGUACACCCACUACUUCUACGGCUCCUUCGUCAGCCGCUUCAAGGUGGACGAUGACAUGUUCAACUACUCGGGCAUUCCGGAGAACGCCUGCCACUGCCUGAAGGAGAACAAGAGGGACUGCGACGGGUACUACCUGCUGGGGCCCUGUGUCUUCAUGAUUCCCAUCGGCAUCAGCUUCGCCCACUUCUACAAGAGUCCCCGGCAGCUGGCCAAGGUGACGGGCCUGAAUCCGACGGAAGAGGAACAUGCCGCCUACGUGGAGAUGGAGGAUGAGCUGGGAUUUCCGGUCUUCGCCCAGGUGGCGCUGCAGAUCAUUGUCGACAUUGGGCCGAUCUCCUCGGUGCCGGAGCUGGCGCAUAUUAAGCCGCUGCAGUAUCCGAUUGCCUGGGCUAAGGUG
Rhagoletis zephyria (snowberry fruit fly) is the source of this 1089-nucleotide messenger RNA. RefSeq names its product platelet glycoprotein 4-like. Gene Ontology annotation, cellular component: cytoplasm; membrane. The record is from RefSeq and is a predicted model, not a curated record. Gene Ontology annotation, molecular function: scavenger receptor activity. NCBI's taxonomy places the organism in Eukaryota, Metazoa, Arthropoda, Insecta, Diptera, Tephritidae.